Elephantulus edwardii (Cape elephant shrew) is the source of this 3289-nucleotide messenger RNA. It is a transcript of the gene RNF31, whose product is annotated as ring finger protein 31. Gene Ontology annotation, biological process: protein linear polyubiquitination. Gene Ontology annotation, molecular function: K63-linked polyubiquitin modification-dependent protein binding; zinc ion binding; linear polyubiquitin binding. Gene Ontology annotation, cellular component: LUBAC complex. The transcript is spliced from 21 exons. Lineage: Eukaryota; Metazoa; Chordata; Mammalia; Macroscelidea; Macroscelididae. The record is from RefSeq and is a predicted model, not a curated record. The coding region runs from base 1 to 3219 and encodes 1072 amino acids.
AUGCCGUGGGAGGAGGAGGAGCGGGCCUUCCUGGAGGCGCGCGAGCAAUUGGAGAGUGCCCUCAGGAAGGAUUCUGGACAGACGUUUUCCCUGGAGCAGCUCCGGCCGCUUCUGACCACCUCUCUGCCGCCGUCGGCCCGCUACCGGCACCUGGACGCUGCACGCCUGGUUCGCUGCAACGCUCAUGGGGAGCCCCACAUCUACCUCGGCGGCCUGUCCACGGCUCUGAACAUCCUGGAGAAAUACGGCCGCAACCUCCUUUGCCCUCAGCGACCCCGGUUCUGGCGCGGGGUCAAGUUUAACAACCCUGUCUUUCACAGUACAGUGGAUGCUGUACAGGGGGGCCGGGAUGUGUUACGAUUGUACGGCUACACGGAGGAGCAGCCAGAUGGGUUGAGCUUCCCUGAGGGGCAGGAGGAGCCAGAUGAGCGUCAGGUUGCUACAGUCACACUGGAAGUACUGCUGCUUCGGACAGAGCUCAGCCUGCUUUUGGAGAAUUCUCACCCGCAACAGCAGGCACUGGAGCAGCUGCUGCAAGACAAAGUGGAAGAUGAUAUGCUGCAGUUUUCGGAGUUUACCCCUAUACUCAGAGAAAUUGCUCCUGGAUCCCUCAUCACACCCUCAGCCCAAGACCCCACUCCUGGGCCCUGCUUCCUCUGUGGUUCUGCCCCAGGCAUACUGCACUGCCCAGCCUGUAAACAGACUUUGUGCUCUGCGUGUGACCAUCUCUUCCAUGGGCAUCCGUCCCGUGCCCAUCACCUCCGCCAGUCCCUCCCUGCAGCUCCUCAGACCACCAACCGAAUACCCAGCCUAUCUGUCCCAGCCCCUUCAAGGCCCCAGUCGACCUCUCUACCAGCCCUGGGAGACAACGGUCUUCUUUCCCCUGACCCUGCAAACGCCCGUUUGCCCUGGCACUGUGCUGCUUGUACCAUGGAAAAUGAGCCUUGGGCAGUGCUUUGUGGGGCCUGUGAUCGGCCUCGAGGUUGUAAAGGCUUAGGGAUGGGGGUUGAGGGUAACCAAGGAGCUGGGAGCCCAGAAAAUGAGCUUGCACGGGGCCGAUGGACCUGCCAAAGCUGCACUUUUGAGAAUGAGGCAGCAGCUGUGCUAUGUGCCAUAUGUGAGCGACCUCGGCUGGCCCAACCUCCUAGCUUGCUAAUAGAUUCCCACGACACUGGCAUCUGCCUGCAACCCCUUCAGCAGGGGAAAACUUUGCUCUGCUCUCCCCAGACUCAAGUUUGGUCCUGUAUCCACUGUACCUUCUGCAACUCAGGCCCUGGCUGGGUAUGUGCGAUGUGCAACCGGACCAGCAGUCCCAUCCCAGGCCAGCAUGCCCCUCAGCCCCAUGCCAGCUCUUUGGAAGAGAGACAGCCCGAGCCUGCAUCCCUGCAACGCCUCAGCACCCCACUGCCUAGCUCCUGCAGGGAUCCUGAAAAGCAACGCCAAGAUAAGAUGCGAGAGGAAGGUCUCCAGCUAGUGGUGAUGAUCCGGGAAGGGGAAGCUGCAGGGGCCUGCCCAGAAGAGGUCUUCUCCGCUUUGCAGUACUCGGGCACUGAGGUCCCCCUGCAGUGGUUGCACUCUGAGCUGCCUUAUGUUCUGGAGAUGGUGGCUGAGUUGGCGGGACAACGGAACCCAGGACUGGGUGCCUUUUCCUGUCAGGAGGCUCGGAAAGCCUGGCUGGACCGUCACGGCAACCUUGAUGAAGCUGUGGAAGAGUGUGUGAGGGCCCGGCGGAAGAAGGUACAAGAGCUCCAGUCCUUGGGCUUUGAGCCUAAGGAGGGGUCUCUGCAGGCUUUGUUCCAGCAUGGAGGGGAUGUGGCACGUGCCUUGACUGAGCUGCAGCGCCAGCGCCUUGAGCCCUUCCAUCAGCGCCUCUGGGACAGUGACCCUGAGCCCACUCCAUCCUGGGACGGACCAGAUAAGCAGAGCCUUGUCAGGCGGUUGCUGGCAGUCUAUGCGCUCCCUAGCUGGGGCCGGGCAGAGUUGGCGCUGUCGCUGCUGCAGGAGACGCCAAGGAAUUAUGAGUUGGGAGAUGUGGUAGAAGCUGUGAGACACAGCCAUGACCGGGCCUUCCUGCGCCGCCUGCUUGCCCAGGAAUGUGCUGUGUGCGGCUGGACCCUUCCCCGUAACCGGAUGCAGGCCCUGACUUCCUGUGAGUGCACCAUUUGUCCUGACUGCUUCCGCCAGCAUUUCACCAUUGCUCUGAAGGAGAAGCACAUCACGGACAUGGUGUGCCCCGCCUGCGGUCGCCCUGACCUCACUGAUGACACACAAUUACUUAGCUACUUCUCUACCCUUGACAUUCAGCUUAGAGAGAGUCUCGAGCCAGAUGCCUAUGCAUUGUUCCAUAAGAAGCUGACUGAGGGUGUGCUGAUGAGGGACCCCAAGUUCUUGUGGUGUGCUCAGUGCUCCUUUGGCUUCAUAUAUGAGCGGGAACAGCUGGAAGCAACAUGUCCUCAGUGUCACCAGACCUUCUGUGUACGCUGCAAACGCCAGUGGGAGGAGCAGCACCGAGGCCGGAGCUGUGAGGAUUUCCAGAAUUGGAAACGAAACAAUGACCCAGAAUACCAAGCUCAAGGCCUGGCCAUGUAUCUUCAGGAAAAUGGAAUUGACUGCCCCAAGUGCAAGUUCUCCUAUGCACUGGCCCGAGGAGGCUGCAUGCACUUUCACUGCACCCAGUGCCGCCAUCAGUUCUGCAGUGGCUGCUACAAUGCCUUUUACGCCAAGAAUAAAUGUCCAGACCCUAACUGCCGAGUGAAAAAGUCCCUGCAUGGCCACCACCCUCGAGAUUGCCUCUUUUACUUGCGUGACUGGGCUGCUCUCCGGCUUCAGAAGCUGCUACAGGACAAUAAUGUGAUGUUUAAUACAGAACCUCCAGCUGGGGCCAGGGCAGUUCCUGGAGGUGGCUGCCGAGUGAUGGAGCAGAAAGAGGUUCCCAAUGGGCUCAAGGAUGAAGCAUGUGGCAAGGAGACCCCAGCUGGCUAUGCCGGCCUCUGCCAGGCACACUACAAGGAGUAUCUAGUGAGCCUCAUCAAUGCCCACUCACUGGACCCGGCUACCUUGUAUGAGGUGGAGGAACUGGAGACUGCAAUGGAGCGCUAUCUGCAUGUGCGUCCCCAGCCGCUGGCUGGAGAGGAUGCCCCUGCCUACCGUGCCCGCCUGUUCCAGAAGCUGACAGAAGAGGUGCCCUUGGGACAGAGUAUCCCUCGCAGGAGAAAGUAGAUGAGGGCAUCGGCCCUGAGGAGAGCCCAGCUGCCCCAGGAACAGCUCCAGCACCAAUAAAGAGGCAUCU